UGGCAGUGCGGAUACCCCGUGGCGUACAUGAAGGGGACUAUACAUGAAGUGUGGGUAGUUUGGUUGGUAUCGUCAGUGAUCCUCGGGUUGUGUGGUGUCGCCGCCAUCCUAAGUGUGGCAGUCUUUCGAACGAGGGACGCGAACACCAAUUUGGCUACAACAUGCCAUAUGGAGAGAGUGUUUAUCCUGCGUACCAAGAUGCACCUUUCCCCCAAACUGAUGGCCCCGGAGAGCGGAACUAUUCCAAACAAUCCUCCACUGAAGCUUCUGUAGCGCAAGAAAAGUCUACCCCAGCAGUGAGAUUUUCGAGCUACGAGGAUCACAGAAAUGUUUGGACUAAGGGCUCUCGAGGGAGCUGCUUCGCGAGAUUCCUUUGCUGCACCCUAUUGACGGCUCUGGUGCUUUUUGUGUCCACGGUCGCUGCAUUGGGACUGUGGAUCCGACCCCCUAAUGUCACGUUCAACGGGCUCGUUUUCCCUUCUACAGGCAAUAAAGUUGAUGUACAGAAUGGCGGCUUCAGGAUCAAUCUACAGUUAAAUAUCAGUGUGGACAAUCCCAAUUUUUUUUCUGCUACCUUCCAGAACAUAAGUGCCGUAGCGACAUAUCCUGUCGGGAACAUAUCUUCCAUUGGUGGUGGCUCACUAUCAAAUGUCAAGUUCGCUUCGCAUGCUAUUACACCCAUCCUUUUCCCGUUUAUCAUCACCUAUGAAACAAGUCUCGACCCCACCUUAGUUGUUGCAAAGGACAUUGCAAGCAAAUGUGGAUUUGACGGCUCCACACCUCAAAAUAUUGUUGUGGAUUAUGUUCUUACGUUGAGGAUCAGAGUCCUGGCAAAAAUCAGUCCAGUGUUCCGAGGAAGUGCGAACUUUCCAUGUCCAUUGAGUAAAGAGGACUUAGUGGUGGGUGGCAUGACAAUUACUGCUAUUAACAAUCUGACAGGGUCAUUCAGGGCAUCAUUGGAGGCUCCCAAUAGUUUUGUUUGAUUGCUUCUCUCUUGAGUGUGUGCUUGUGUCCCUAUUCAUGGAUUGUAUAUAUGGUUUUUAUCCCUAA
Messenger RNA from Cantharellus anzutake, 1050 nucleotides. RefSeq lists its product as uncharacterized. The transcript is spliced from 9 exons. Bases 162 to 983 code for a protein of 273 amino acids. NCBI's taxonomy places the organism in Eukaryota, Fungi, Basidiomycota, Agaricomycetes, Cantharellales, Hydnaceae. The record is from RefSeq and is a predicted model, not a curated record.